AUGGACGUAUUGGCCUCAAUAUCUGAUUUUCUUAACGCUGGAUCGCUGGAUGGCGAACCCCCGAGAUGCGCUAUGGCUAAUGAUGACCCCAUACUCGUAGACGACGAAUAUUAUCUGGGAAAUUGCGCGCAGGACGGUUUCUUGGUCGCCAAUAUACCCCACUCGGCCAUCGCCACUAUUCGUUCUUUACUUGGACCUUUCUCUCGUGUCAGCUUGCAGCACGGGACCCUUAUUUCGUCUCCGUAUGACGCGAUGACUCCUCUUGGCCCUACUCUGGUCAUUUGUUCGACCUUCAUCUUUAUCGUCCUGCAUACUGGUUUUUACUCUAUCCCUCCCAUUGCUCUUCCCUGCACCUUGCUCACGCAGAUGCCCACAUUUGCUCACGUGGAUGCCUGCACUUUUGCUCACGCAGAUGCCCGCACUUUUGCUAACGCGGAUGCCCGCACUUUUGCUCACGCGGAUGCCUGCACUUUUGCUCACGCAGAUGCCCGCAAUUCUGCUCAGGCGGAUGCCCGCAACGCGGACGCCCUCAAGCUACUAUCUCUUCUUUCCAACGCCGCUUUCCUCACCUCGAAGCGUCGCUCUGAGGCUCCUACAAUUCGGGAUCCGAGGUUCACUUCGCUGCGUCGCUCUCACUCCUAA
Molecule: messenger RNA, 642 nt
Organism: Suillus subalutaceus
Lineage: Eukaryota; Fungi; Basidiomycota; Agaricomycetes; Boletales; Suillaceae
Exons: 4
Coding region: 1-642 (213 amino acids)
Source: RefSeq, a predicted model, not a curated record